ACAGAUUGUGGGAAGUCCUUCAGUGAGAGUUCCAAGCUCAUUCGACAUCAGAGAAUUCACACUGGAGAAAAGCGUUAUGAGUGUUGUGAAUGUGGGAAAGCUUUUACCCGCAAUAGUUCCCUUCUUAUACACAAGAGAGUUCAUACAGGAGAAAAACCUUAUGAAUGUAGUGAAUGUGGGAAGACUUUUAGGCAAAAUAGUCACCUCCUUAUCCACCGGAGAGUUCACACUGGAGAAAAACCUUAUGUGUGUCGUGAAUGUGGGAAGUCUUUUAGGGAUAAUAGUCAGCUCGUUAUCCACAAGAGAGUUCACACUGGAGAAAAACCUUAUGAAUGUAGUGAAUGUGGGAAAACUUUUAGGCAAAAUAGUCACCUCCUUAUCCACAGGAGAGUUCACACUGGAGAAAAACCUUAUGAAUGUGGUGAAUGUGGGAAGUCUUUUAGGGAUAACAGUCAGCUCAUUAUCCACAAGAGUGUUCACACUGGAGGAAAGCCUCAUGUGUGUAGUGAAUGUGGGAAAGCUUUUAACUGCAAUUAUUCUCUUCUUAUCCACAAGAGACUUCACACUGGAGAAAAACCUUAUGAAUGUGGUGAAUGUGGAAAGUCUUUUAGGGUUAGUAGGCUGCUCCUUAUGCACAAAAGAGUUCACUCUGGAGAAAAACCUUAUGAAUGUAAUCAAUGCGGAAAGUCUUUUAGGCAAAAUAGUCACCUCCUUAUCCACAAGAGAGUUCACGCUGGAGAAAAACCUUAUGAAUGUGGUGAAUGUGGGAAGUCUUUUAGGGAUAAUACGCAGCUCCUUAUCCACAAGAGAGUUCACACUGGAGAAAAACCUUAUGUGUGUCGUGAAUGUGGGAAGUCUUUUAGGCAAAAUACUCAGCUCCUUAUCCACAAGAGAGUUCAUACUGGAGAAAAACCUUAUGAAUGUAGUGAAUGUGGGAAGUCUUUUAGGCAAAACAGUCAUCUCCUUAUCCACAGGAGAGUUCACACUGGAGAAAAACCUUAUGAAUGUGGUGAAUGUGGGAAGUCUUUUCGGGAUAAUAGUCAUCUCCUUAUCCACAAGAGAGUUCACACUGGAGAAAAGCCUCAUGUGUGUAGUGAAUGUGGGAAAGCUUUUAACUGCAAUUAUUCUCUUCUUAUCCACAAGAGACUUCACACUGGAGAAAAACCUUAUGAAUGUGGUGAAUGUGGAAAGUCUUUUAGGGUUAGUAGGCUGCUCCUUAUCCACAAGAGAGUUCACACUGGAGAAAAACCUUAUGAAUGUAGUGAAUGCGGAAAGUCUUUUAGGCAAAAUAGUCACCUCCUUAUCCACAAGAGAGUUCACACUGGAGAA
Myotis daubentonii (Daubenton's bat) is the source of this 1329-nucleotide messenger RNA. Its product is annotated as zinc finger protein 470-like. The record is from RefSeq and is a predicted model, not a curated record. The transcript has a single exon. Lineage: Eukaryota; Metazoa; Chordata; Mammalia; Chiroptera; Vespertilionidae. The annotation marks the transcript as partial.